Messenger RNA from Anoplophora glabripennis (Asian longhorned beetle), 2690 nucleotides. It is a transcript of the gene ari-2, whose product is annotated as potential E3 ubiquitin-protein ligase ariadne-2. NCBI's taxonomy places the organism in Eukaryota, Metazoa, Arthropoda, Insecta, Coleoptera, Cerambycidae. The record is from RefSeq and is a predicted model, not a curated record. Gene Ontology annotation, molecular function: ubiquitin conjugating enzyme binding; ubiquitin protein ligase activity; zinc ion binding. Gene Ontology annotation, cellular component: ubiquitin ligase complex; cytoplasm. The transcript has 5 exons. The coding region runs from base 1 to 1452 and encodes 483 amino acids. Gene Ontology annotation, biological process: ubiquitin-dependent protein catabolic process; protein polyubiquitination; positive regulation of proteasomal ubiquitin-dependent protein catabolic process.
AUGGAGGAAACAAUGACUAGUUCUCAGGGUGGAGAAUCUGAUAUGGAUUGCUCUGACAAUGAAUAUUAUGAUGAAUAUUAUUAUAACUUGAACGAUGAUAGCGAUAUUGAACAAAUCGAUCCGAGGAAGAUAGAUCCGGAGUAUUUUGAAUUUAAGUGUCUUUUUGAAGAAGAAGUUGAUAGACUUCUAAACGAAACUGUUGAAACUUUAAGUAACAUUCUCCAAAUAUCUCCUUCGUUAGCAAAAGUUUUAUUACAUAGCCACCAGUGGAAUAUAAACGAAGUGACUAGAAAAUUUCACGAAAACCCGUCACAUACACUAGUUUCCUCUAGAAUUGAGCCUGCAACCACUCCUAAUACCAUAUUAUUGACAAGGUAUAUCACCUGCCCUGUCUGUGUAACCCCACAGCCACUAGAUAAGUUUUAUAGUUUGUCAUGUGCACAUAUGUUUUGUAAAGAUUGUUGGACAAUGCAUUUCGAAGUACAAAUUAAUCAGGGAAUAUCUACUGGUAUAGCUUGCAUGGCUCGUGACUGCGUUGUUCUAGCACCGGAAGAUUUUGUUUUGAAACAUUUGCAUCGUCCAAAUAUGCGGGAGAAGUAUCAGCAGUUUUCGUUCCAGGAUUAUGUGAAAUCUCAUCCAGAAUUAAGGUUUUGCCCUGGCCCAAACUGUUCCAUUGUUGUACAUAGCCGCGAAAUAAAAGCUAAGAGGGCCACCUGUAGUCAGUGCAAAACCAGUUUCUGCUUCAGAUGUGGAUGUGACUACCAUGCUCCAACGGACUGCCAAGUCAUAAAGAAGUGGUUAACGAAGUGCGCAGACGAUAGUGAAACAGCAAACUAUAUUAGUGCUCAUACCAAAGACUGUCCCAAGUGCCACAUAUGUAUCGAAAAAAAUGGCGGCUGUAAUCACAUGCAAUGUUAUAAUUGCAAACAUGAUUUUUGUUGGAUGUGUUUGGGAGACUGGAAGUCACAUGGUUCAGAAUAUUAUGAAUGUUCAAGAUAUAGGGAAAAUCCAAAUAUUGCUCACGAGUCGGUGCAUGCUCAGGCAAGAGAAGCCUUAAAAAAAUAUCUUCACUACUACGAGAGAUGGGAAAACCAUUCGAAAUCCUUAAAAUUAGAGGAGCAAACUUUGGAAAAGCUUAGAACCCGUAUAAACCAAAAAGUGAUGUCAGGUUUAGGAACCUGGAUCGAUUGGCAAUAUUUGUUUACUGCUGCGAACUUAUUAGCAAAAUGUCGAUAUACUUUACAAUAUACAUAUCCAUAUGCAUAUUAUAUGGAUGCCGGUUCCCGCAAAGAACUAUUCGAGUAUCAGCAAGCACAACUAGAGGCUGAAAUAGAAAAUCUGUCCUGGAAGAUUGAACGUGCCGAGACAACCGAUCGUGGCGAUUUGGAAAAUCAAAUGGAUAUUGCUGAGAAACGACGUACUACCCUUUUGAAAGACUUUUUAGAUGUGUGAUAUUUUUCUUAGAUGUAUUUAUUUGUUUAGUUUUUACUAUUUGCAAUGUUGCCAAUGUUUAAGCAGCUCAUUAUGUCAACUAUUAGACUGUGAUGAAAGCACCGUAACAACUUACUUUCAAUCUAAAUUAUUUGUAUCGGUUUGUGUGAUUUUUUUGUUAUAUUUAUUUUUGUUUUUCUAUACAAACAUUAGAAAUGAAAAUUAUGUGGCAGGAUAUAAUUUAUGUAAUAUUUUAUACGUAGUAAAGAAACCGUGUAAGUUGGCAAAGGAUGUUGAAAAUAUCGUACUUAGUUCUUUGCGCACCAUUUUAUGAAGCAAAAUGUUUCAUAAUUAGCCUUAGAUGGAUUCUAAUGCCACGAUUAUUAUUCUAAAAGUAGAACACCAAAAAGUUUUUGCUGGAUAUCGUUUCUACUUGGAAGCCUUAAUAAAUCCUUAAUGUAACGGCCACUUAUAAUUCCAUAUUUUCUACAGAUCUUUGGAAAUACUUGUUUGGUACUUUAAAUUUUUAAUUUAUCUUGGUGUUUCACAACUUAAGAGGAAAAUAAACCAAAAACAGGCACAUUUGCAAACAUAUAUCUAGACCUCAGUUAUUUUGAGGGUAAAUUUAAAAUUUUUCAACAGGUUUUCUAAAUGUAUGAAAAAGUUGUGUAUUAAGUAAUUCCAUAUUUAUCAAAACUUUUUGACCAGCUGCCAGAACGAAACCUUAACGCAUUUGUAACGAACACUUUUUUAAUUACGUAUUUAUGUUAACUGGCCAAAAAGUUUGAGAGUAAUUCCAAUCUACCAUUUAAAACUUAUUUGUUGUCUGUCAAAAUAUCAAUUUCUAUAUGUUGAUAAACAUCUAACUUGUGCAAAUCAUAGCGAUGUAGUUAAAAUAUAUAUUUUAUUUCACAAAAAUAAUUUUAUGUUGUUAGGUACUCUAAUUUUAUAUUUCAAUAUAAAUAAACCUAUUUAUUUAAAUGUCUGUACAUAGUUUAUAUACUUUUACAUCAACCUUGAAAUGCUCUACCACAUUGCAGUCGUUAUUGCUUUUGAUACAAUAUUUUAUCAAAAGGGUAUUAAUUACAAAGCAGCUAUUAAAGCCACAGCUAAUAACUAAUAUGAAAGGAUGAAGAAAAUUAGCAUUAAUUAAAAUAUUUUAAUAUAGUAGCCUUUUUCAUAUUUAUUGGCUGGGUUACUGGCAGAGCACUUUAAAUUUUUGUGUAAUAUUUUUAAAGUAUUAAAAUAGUUUUAUUCUC